AUGAGCAAUAGCAGUGGCAGUAGCAACACUUAUACAAGAUUAUCAAAUAAUAAUAAUAAUAAUGAGAUAAUGAAAGAAGAUGAUGAUGAAAGAGAUAAUAUAAUUAUUACAUCUCCUAUUGAUGAUGAUGAUGAUGAUGAGAUUGGAGGUUCACCAGAUACAAUAAUCAACCAAAAUCUAAUACAGUCUUCUUCAUCUCCAAUCAAUGACAAUAAUAAUAUUCUUUCAGAGAGCAAUAAUAGUGUAGUAAUCGAUAGUAAUAAUGAUAAUAAUGAUAAUGAUAAUAAUAAUAAUGAUAUAUCUAGAGCAAAACAAGUAAAGAGACAUAUUAUUGGAACUAUUUGUGUUUUAAUAGUUGUAUUCUUAUGGGUAUCAUCUUCAAUUGUCAUUCAAAUUAUAUUUACUGAUGGUGGCUUUGAGAAACCAUUCUUUUUAACUUAUUACUCUACUUCUAUAUUUUCAUUUUAUCUAUUUGGUUAUCUCUUUCAAUGGAAGAAAUGGUCAAACAUACCAUUUGAAGAUAAUGGUAGACACUCUGGAAAGAGUUUACAUUCUAUUACACAUAAUCUAUUACAUUGUAAUAAUAAUAAUAAUAAUACAAAGAGAAGAACUUCACUACCAACAUCAUCAUCAUCUGAUGAUACGACAACAACCAUUAGAAAUAAGAAAAGGGAUUUAGUAUUAAAUAUAAAUCAAAUGGAUGAAGAAGAAGAGCCAGGAGGAGCAAUGAUGGUUGAAGAAAUAAUACAAGAGGAAGAUCAAAUAGGAUUAUCAUCAAACAUUAAAAAGAAUCGAUACAAGCAUUCAAUGAAAUCGAUAUGUAAAAUUAGUCUAAUACUUUGUCCAAUUUGGUUUGUGGCAAAUUAUACAUUCAAUCUAUCACUGGGUAUGACAAGCGUGUCUACCAAUACAAUUCUAUCAACAUUGUCUGGUGUAUUUUCACUCUUUUUGAGUGUACUAUUAAAGGUUGAUAAAUUCUCUUUUGAAAAGUUGGCUGCAACUUUGAUUUCACUUGUUGGAAUAGUGAUGGUUAGUUAUAGUGACAUUGCAGAUAGUUCUCAAGGUGAUACAUUUAUUGGAGAUUUGUUGGCAAUUACAGGAGCAGCUUUUUAUGGGUUAUAUUGUACAUUGAUGAAAAAGAUGAUAAAGGAUGAGGAAGAGUUACCCAUACCUCUUAUGUUUGGAUUGUUGGGAUUUUUCAAUAUAAUCCUAAUGUGGCCAUUCUUUUUGGUAUUAAACUAUGCGCAAUGGGAAGUAUUUGAAUGGCCAAGUGGCAAAGUAUUCCUUUAUUUAUUUGCCAAUGGAUUGUUUGGAACGUUUAUAUCGGAUUUGAUUGAAUCCUAUUCAGUCGUUUUGACUAGUCCAGUCAUUAAUACUAUUGGUCUGUCACUAACCAUUCCAUUGGCAAUGUUAUCAGAUUUCGUAAGAGGCAAAGAAUUCUUUGGUUGGCUCUAUGUUGGUGGAUCAAUAUGUGUCAUAUUUGGUUUUCUACUGGCAAACCUUGCUAGUAAACUAUUCGAAGAUCGUUUAAAAAGAAUUGAACUUUCAAUCAUCAAUUUAUUCAAAAGACCUAAACUACAACAAUAA
This is a messenger RNA of Cavenderia fasciculata, 1587 nucleotides long. RefSeq lists its product as uncharacterized. The record is from RefSeq and is a predicted model, not a curated record. Gene Ontology annotation, cellular component: membrane. The coding region runs from base 1 to 1587 and encodes 528 amino acids. NCBI's taxonomy places the organism in Eukaryota, Evosea, Eumycetozoa, Acytosteliales, Cavenderiaceae. The transcript is spliced from 3 exons. Gene Ontology annotation, biological process: regulation of peptide transport.